This is a messenger RNA of Dovyalis caffra, 945 nucleotides long. The record is from the annotation of a GenBank genome assembly. Lineage: Eukaryota; Viridiplantae; Streptophyta; Magnoliopsida; Malpighiales; Salicaceae.
AUGGAAAUUCACAAAAUUCUCUCUGCCACAAACAAGGCCAUCGCCUGUCUUCUGUUCCUCACUCUCACCAUUGCAUUUACCGCCUCAGCUAGGGUCCUCGACGAGCAAACAGAGGCACCUGUUGUUCCCCCAGAGUCAGAUGAUGCAGUCGACAAUCAUGUCACCAAUGUUCCACCACUACCUACACCAUUAGCACCCACACAACCUAAUCCAACCGGGGCUGCUGCAAGUACUGGUGCGGGAGCCACAAUAACCAAUCCUGGUCAUGCCUUAAGCUUCUUCAUGCAUGACAUUCUUGGUGGAACAAAACCCUCAGCUAGAGCCGUGACUGGCAUAGUCAGCAACCCGGCAGUCACUGGCCAACUCCCAUUUGCCAAACCUAAUGGUGCAAACCUCCCACUAAACACUGGGGUGCCCCAAAACAACAACAAUAACGGUCUUAUAAAUAACGACAACCUACCUUUCCUCGCUGGCCUUGGUGGCACGACACAGCCUGUGAGUCAAAACAAUGGCAAUAACCCGUUCAACAAUGCAUUUAACUUGCCACUGAGCGCUGGGGGCAACCUUCCAUCUGGUUCCGCUCUUCAGCAGCUCAUGUUUGGAACCAUUACUGUGAUCGACGACGAACUAACCGAAGGGCAUGAUUUAGGGUCAGGUUUUAUUGGUAAGGCACAAGGGUUCUAUGUGGCUAGUUCUGUGGAUGGUAACAGCCAAACUAUGGCAUUCACAGCUAUGUUUCGGAGUGGUCAUUAUGCUGAUAGCCUUAGCUUUUUCGGGGUUCACCGAACAGGAGUUUCCGAGUCUCAGCUUGCUAUCAUGGGUGGCACUGGAAAGUAUGUCAAUGCUCAGGGUUUUGCUAUUGUUAAGACUAUCCCUUCUGUCAAUCAGCACACGACCGAUGGUGUUGAGACCUUGCUGGAGUUUGCUGUUUAUGUUAGUUACUAA